Molecule: messenger RNA, 10335 nt
Organism: Porites lobata
Lineage: Eukaryota; Metazoa; Cnidaria; Anthozoa; Scleractinia; Poritidae
Source: the annotation of a GenBank genome assembly
AUGGCGGAUGGAAGUUCGAAGGAACUUCGGAAGAGUGAUGAUGAAUUAGAUUCCUUAUUAGACAGUAAGUUCCCUGCCUUCAUUCAUGUUGCUGUCUCUAGAUACAAUCUAUGCAUUUAGGUGCUUUUAUGAUAGCAGCUAUGUGCUGUUUCGUGGCUGCUUCGCCUAGUUUAUCAACACACUACCCUGAACAGUUGAAGUACUGGUCUAUUGCCCAAUCGAUCAUUGUUUAUAGGCGACUUAUAGACCCUUUGAGAGGCGAGUAUAUCGGCAAAAACCUAGUUUGAAUAAGGGAAAUAAUCGUACAGGAUUAAUUAACUGCCCAGUCGUGUUCAUCUCAGGAUUUCACCAAGGAUAAUUAUUAUGAAGACUCACUGGGCAAAGGUUAACUUUCCCUUGAGCUUGAGAACGGCAUAAGGGCUAUUACACAUCGGGAUGUGGUUUUAUUACAUAUGGGCAACUGAAGUUGGAAGGCAUUAAUGUACAGAAAGGAAAAGCAAGCAGCCAGACAAACACCACUAAUUUUACAUUUAAGGUUAUUAUUUUUGUCAAAAGGCACAUUUUAGGUUUAAGUGGAGUGUCAUGUUAUGUUACCCUGGGCCGAGUUGCUCGAAGGCCGAUUAGCGCUUAACCUGGGUUCCUUUUUCUUGUGUUCAAAAGCGUUUUCUGUCAUAAUUCUGAUAAUUCUUUUUUGAGCUUCCAAUCAUCUGACUUGCAGACAAAAAGAAUUAAAACUGAAAUGCUUUUUAAGCUUUCAAAAUCUGAAUUCAAAUCUUGCACUAAACCUGGGUUAUCUUAACCCAGCUUUGAACAACCCGGCCCUGGGUGCCAGAGGUUUUCUUUCUGUUGUUUGCAGUGCAAAUUGAAUGGCAAAACGGCGAUCACGAUCCCGGCUUCGCUGCUCAAUUUUGCCUGCAAACAACAGGAAAAAAAAAACCCCUGGGACCCAGGGUAAUGUCAUGUUUACUGUGAAUGACAUUUACAAAUAUAUCCAGGUGCUCUUGAAGAUUUUGACAAAAAUAUCCCAUCAACCACAAGACAGUCAGGAAGUGUUUGCCAAAAUGAGGUUCAACCAGCUGCGUGUAGUUCUACAGAAAAAACAGAAUGCAACGGUGAAGAAAGAAGUGGCAGCACAGCAGGAAAGGAUUCUUCUCCAUCACAAGGGGAUUCUAAUGCUCAAAUGGAAGCCCAUUUUGCUAAAGCAGCAGAAGACCUUGAAAAUGCUGUGAAGACAAUGCUAGGAAAUGAGCCUGAGUUAUUAGCUCAGCUGGGUCAGUUUGCUCAAGCAACGACUCAAGCUGAUCAUGGUAUGUUUUGGUACAAUUUUACGUCCAGUACUAUUAACUACAACUUAUAAGCCCCCCUUGUUAUAAGCCCAGACUACAUGUAAACAAAAACAGGUCAAUAUUGUGAGCUUCCUGCAAAAAAGUCCCCUCUAGCUUGUAUUGAACUUUUUGGGUGGGAAUGUGCCACUGGGAUCCUGGAACCCUUAGCCUAUGCCAGAGCUAGUUCAAGUGAAUUUUGCUACCCUAUACUAGACUAAACUCCCCUAAUCACCCCUGUCCUAUUCUUGAGUGGCAAUUCCCAGUUUCCAAAGUCUACACUAAAAUCUUCAGCCAAUUGAUCAGUUUAAAAUGGAAAAUGAUACCCUCUUCUAGACCCAAACUCUCUGAUUUGCCCUAUCCCAGAGUAAACUGCUUGAAAACCAUACCCUUCACAGCGGUACAUACCCAUAAAGCCCAUAUAUUGCAGUACCCCCCCAAUUAUUGAAAUGAUUAUUUGAUUUAUUACAACAUUUUGAAGGUUAACCCUUUAAGCCCCAGUAUCCACAUACAAAUUCUCCAGACUGAUCUCUAUACAUUUCUUUUAAGAAUAGUUGAGAGAAUUAUUUUGCUUUAAGAUCAAAGAAUUCUCCCUUUGGUCAUCAAUUUAGUAAUUCUCAUAACCUUUAUUUUUGAUGAUCUGCUGAUGUUGUUGGGAGAAAAUUGAUGUUGGUCACUCUUGGGACCUAAAGGGUUAACUAAUAACCAGUAAAUGCAAAACGUAGUUUGAUCAGCAUAGUAUUCCUUUAUGCAUCUCAUCAGUACGCCCUCAGAUUCGCUUUUCCUUGAUUACAUGUACAGUAGUUUUUAUGAACAAAGCAAAAAUUCCUUUUACUCUAGAGCGUGGUGUUGGCACUUAGUAGGUAAAAGGGAGUUGUGCGCCACCCAGAAUCAGAUUUUUAUUUGUGUCCUUGUAUCACAGGGAUUUUGCAUUAAAAAAUAAUGAUACCACCCUCAUUCUUCACUCCAGGAAAUGUCUCUUAUAUGGUGACUUUUAUUGAAUCUCCUGGAAGAUGUGCCAAAAAAUUAUUUAUUUUUUAUUAAUUAAUUGUUUCUGUUUUGUGAAGCUUACUUAGACACAAGGACAGUAAUCCACAAAUGAGUCUUGUAUUCACUCAAAAAAAUACAGUUAGGUGCUUGAUAUAAAUGUGUGUGAUUUCCCCGCCAUGCACUGUAUCAUCAUUAAUUUUCUAACCCCCUGUGUGUGAAAGCCCUGGUUCUUGUGUCCAUUGUGCUGGGGUCCUGUAUUAUGGUAGUUUUUAGCUUGCUUUAAGGCACACGAGGGAUUUUGCUCCCAGAGCAUGCUCCAGGGGCACGCUCCAGGAGCAAAUUUCCUCCGUGUGUACCAAUGAUUUCAUGGGUACACAUCAUCCUUGGGAGCAGAAUUUCCACCCCGCAAAAUGCUCCACGAUAUUUAACUGGUUAAAUAUUUGGGAGCAAGCUCCGGGGGCAAAUUGAGCGAACUUUAAAAUUCUCCCUUGUGUGUACUGACACGUGCAAAAUGAGCCUGGAGCAUGCCCCGGGAGCAAAACCCCUCGUGUGUGCAGCCUUUAAGCCAUUAAAUGUAGGAAAAAAAUAAUAAUAGUAUGUUUUUCUCUCUUAGAUAACCCUUCAUCUAUGGCUGACCUUGAAGCAAAUUUGACAAGAACCAUGAAUAAUUUGGCUCAAAAUGCUAAAGAACUGGAGGUAUAUUAAAUAUUGCUAAAUUGUUCUAAACUGAUCCAUUAUAAGUAGGUCCAGUUGUAUCACAGUAGAGUUUAACCUUUUAAUUUUAAACUACAUGAUUUGCAAACACACCCAAUGUCCCCAUGUGCUUCUCCUGGUUAAUUGCAAUGGACACAGAUGCUUUGGAGGGUGCAGAUACAUGUACGUGAAAGGGUCUGAAAGUUUUCACCCUGAAAUCAUUGGACAUGUCAUUUUUUGCACACAAUUUGCAAGAUCAAUACUGUUGCAAAUUUUAAGAGUCUACUAUCUAUGGUUGGUGUAAUCUGGGGAGAAAGUCUCAAUUGCCUAUAAGGGGCAAAAGAGGUUGCAUGUACAUGAGUCCCAGAAAUUUAUCCAUACCCCUCAUGGAAGGGAUUUGUUUUAUGACCCCCCACCCUUCAAGAGCACCCAACAUCAAUUUUCAGAAAACGUCUGUUCGGAAGAUGAUUUGAGAUCUGGAAUUUUCGGAACAUUUGUUGUAAAAUUUCUUGCUUGCCCGCCUCUCCUAGGAUUUUUGAACAACUAAAAAAUGGUAUAAUUGCCCAUUUUUAACAGAUUUCACUCUAAAAAGGUCAGGAGCCUUUUUUCUGGCUGAAAUUUUCGAAAAGGUAAGUUUUGAUCCCUAUAAUUUUUGGAUCAAUAGACUUUCAGCUAGGAAAUCCGAACAGAUGAAAAAUUUUUAGGGGAUAAAAAUUCAUAUAUGCCUAUAUCUACCAUUUAAAUACUAAAAUACGUUUAACAAUGCUAUGUUUAAGUGGUUUGAACUAUAUUCUGCUUGGGUGCCCCUGACCCAUUUGUCCCCUGUUGAAAUUCCAUUUUGGUUGCCUUAAACUUCAGAGUCUUUUCUACAGGGUAGUUCCAGGGAAUUUCUACAGGGUAGUUCCUUCUGUUGAGGGGUAGUAUGGAUAUUUUCUGGAACUAUACAUUGACUGAAAGUGCUGCAUUUAGCUUGAGGCAACACACUGUUUCCUUCAGUCAAGAGUGCUCAUUGUCUAGCAUAGUCUUCAGGGGCUCUCUUCUUCCCAGACUCUGGGAAUGUGGUUGCCUAACAUGCAGGAGCGUGGCGUCCAUAUACGCACACUCGCCCAUGCGUACAGCUAAAAUCUGGAAAAGAAAUAUUUUGUAUUUUUAUUUCCUGAAAGCAUUUUUUUUUAUUAGAUCGGGAUGACUGAUGAAUUUUUUAUGUCAUAAUUAUUGGUGUCUUUGUGUUGGUCUGAAGGGUAGAUGUCUUGUCCUUUGCUUGUACCAGUGUCACUGUUUAACCCUUUUUAGUUAAACACUCCACCUGACCGAUAACACUAGAGAUCAGUAAAAUAAACAACUAACAACUACUGCAUUUGCCUUCUUAUUUAUAUGCUGAAAAUGUAUUGUGGAAAUACCCAAGAAAUAGCAUUUCUGAGACUCUAAAUUUAAAAAUUUCUGGGGGACCAUGCCACCAGACCCCCUAGUUUGGAGAGUCUUCGGCCGGCGCUCUCAAUUUUUUUCCCUUGCAUACACCUUCAAAAUCUCAUGCUACAGCAUGUAUGCCCCUGCCAUGAUGAACCCAAAUAUCUAAGUUAUAAAUGCAGUCUGUGAGAUUUUGAUGUUACAUUCUGUCCCCUCAGAACUGUCCAACGGGAGCAUUCAAUGAAGAUUUCUUGAAGGCCAUGAUGGACAUGAACCUUGACGGAGGUGGCAGUGAAGGAGAGCUGGAUUUCCUUCCUUUAAUGCAGGGAUUGAUGGAAAACCUCCUGUCCAAGGAGGUUCUUUAUCCUGCUUUGAAAGACUUACAAGAUAAGGUGAGGCAAGCAGUAUUGUACAAUUAGUGUGAUCUGGAGAGAUUAUGGCUCAAAACUGCACUAAGCUUUACUUGCUUUCAGACACCAAACAUAACAUGUCCUUUGACAUGUACAGAACUGGAACGGGAACAGUUGUGGGGAGAACUCCAGGCAGAGGGUGGGAGUAUUGCUAUAAUGGCCUUUAGGGGAGGCUCCACCCAAAAGGGGUAUCUUUUUCAGGCUUCUUGUAUAUGAAAGGGUAGGGAUUUCACUUGUCGAAGUAUAUAAAAGGGUAGGGAAAUCAGUCAUUCCGGUCUGUAAAGAGGACCAAAAGGGCUAACAGAUGCAUGGCUGUGAAAAAAUUGAGAAAAUGUGCUUGUUUUAAGACUUAUUCAGUGCCUUUCAGAGCAGUUUAAAGGGAUGCAAAGUUCUCAACUACGUGUGGGAAAAGGUCAGGGCCUCACCAUAUAAAACUUCAAGGAGUACACCCCCCCCCCCCCCUUCUCUUCUGAGGGAUGUUGUAUGAGAGCACAGUGAAUGGCUGCAUAGGAGACUAACAUGUUGGCAGUAACAUGUUAGUCAUGUUAACCCUUUAAGUACCAAUAGUGACCAACAUCAAUUUUCUGCUAACAAAAUCCAUACAUUGUCAAGAGAUUAGGUUAUGAGAAUUAAUAAAAUGAUCGCAAAGAGAAAAUCCUUGACCUUUUCAUCAAAUUCUCUCAACUAAUUCUUUAAGGAAAUGUAUAGAGAUCGGUCAGGAGAAUUUGUAUGUGGAUACUGGGGCUUAAAGGGUAAACAUGGACUAACAUGUUUUAGUAAAAUCCAACUAGUGGUCUAUUAUCAUUGCUGCAGUCUGAUUGGUUAAGCUACUACUAGGCUAUAUGUUAUAGCCCGCCAGUAGCAAUAAGCACCGGCUUUUUGGCGGCAAAAAAGGAUGAAAGUCUAGCUUUAACUAGCUAAAGUUGUUUUGUCUCAAUAUUUUUUGACCAACUAGUUGGAUUUUACUAAAACAGUAAAUUCCUCUCACCCUCAUGGUCUCUGAGUCAAUAGCCCAUUCGGCCUUUGGCCUCAUUGACUCAGAGCAAUAACUGUUAACCCUUUAAGUCCCAAUAGUGACCAACAGCAAUUUUCUCCUAACGAUAUCCAUACAUUAUUAUGAGAUGAGGUUAUGAGUUAUUAAAUGACCACCUAAGAGAAAAUACUUUGACCCUUUAUCAAAUUCUCUCAACUCAUUCUUUAGGGAAAUAUAUAGAGAUCAGUUUGGAGAACUUGUAUGUGGAUACUGGGGCUUAAAGGGUUAAAUACAGUCAAACCCUGUAAAUACAGACACUGAUGGGGUCAUAGAAAGGUCCGUGGUUAACUAGGUGUCCGUUUUAACCGGGUCAUGUUAUUUUAAGUCAAAAAACACCUUUUUAUAUUAAAAAAAAAUACUAAAGAAAUAAAAGAGGACAUUAGCAUCAUCAAAUUAAACAUCUCUAACCUUCACGAAGGCGUCAUUCUGUGAAUAAAAUCCCUGGAAACACUAAAAGAAGUCGCUCGUUAACUAAAAUCAAUCAAGAUUGUUCUUUGCGUAACUAGUUUGAUGCCAAAAUAAUCUGAAUUUGACAUCUACAAAUCAUCCUAUCUGGUGUACUGAAGCACUGGGAACAUUGACAUGCUGUCAACUGCAGGGUUUUUUACCUUGAAAAAGGGAAGGUUUGUUAGAACACACAGUUGAUAAUAAAGUGUCUGCAUAAGUGAGAUUCACUUUCCAUAUGAAUGUGUUCGUUGGGCAAGAAACAAGUGUCUGUCGUCCACAUUAACGGGUGUCUGUAUGAAGCAGGUUGAAUUUAGAGAAAGUGUAUGGUCUUUCCCCAGGGACAAAGCAAAUUGUCCGUAAUAACCAGGUGUCUGUAUUAAUCCUUUAAGUCUCAAUAGUGACCCACAUCAAUUUUCUCCUAACAAUAUCCAUAUGUUGCCAAGAGGAAUGGUUCUGAGAGUUAAUAAAAUGAUCACUUAAGAGAAAAUGCUUUGAUCUACUAUCACACUCUCUUAACUAAUUCUUUAAAGAAAUGUAUGAAGAUCGGUAUGGAGAAUUUAUAUGUGGACAUUGGGGCUUAAAGGGUUAAGUGGGUGUCCAUAAAGCAGGGUUCAACUGUUAUUAUAAAAUUCUUGGCCAGACAUGUAACUACAUUGUAAUGUCAAGGUAGACUCAACAUUACAGUAAUUAUGUCAAAACUGUGAUAGAAUAUUUUUGUACAUAAAUCUUCAUCUUUUUCCUUACUUUUCUUUAUUACUAUCAGUACCCAACUUGGCUGGAAGAAAAAAGAUCUUCCUUGGGUGCAGAAGAAUUAAGCCGAUAUGAAAGACAACUUAGUUUGGUCUCAGAGGUUUGUUCAGAAUAUGAGGCUGAGAGGUCAAGUGACUCUGAUGAGAUCAAGAAAAAACGAUUUGAAAAACUCUUGGGCCUUAUGCAGAAGGUGAGUCACAUACAGUCAAACCUCCAUGUGCAACCACUUGUAGUAGGCGAUCAGGCGAUCAACAGUAAUACAACACACCAAAAUUUUCUCAUGAAAAUCGGAACCUCUCGUAAACAAACACUUCUUGUUAGUGAACUCAUCCUCGGUUUAAUAAUUUUCGAUUGUUUUCAAUCUCAACCACUCGCGACCACUUGACGAAUGGUUUGUUCUACAUGUUCACUUUAUAAUUAUGUGCUAUGCUCUGUUAAGCCGUGUGCAAACGGCUGCAACAUUGUUGGCCAACAGCUCCCAGCAUUGUUGUAUGUUCCAUGUUGCAUCCCGUUUGCCCACCCUGAUUGCGCAAAGUUUGAAACUGGUCAACCUUUUAGCCCCGUGCAAACAUAUGCAACAUUGUUGGGAGUUGUUGCGUGCAUUUGCAAGUAGCUUUAGAUAGCUGAACUUUUAGUGACAACAUGGAAGUACACAUAUCGUGCCAACCUCGUCCCCAGGGGGCUUUUCCCUGGCUUUGGCCCCACCUCCAAAUCCAGGGAAAAGCCCCCUGGGGGCGAGGUUGAUAUCGUACCGUACUGUAGAUAUAGCAUGCAUUACAUUAUCUACCAUAAAGAUGAUAUAUCCUGAUCUUUUCUUGGAAGAGAUCCCCUGUUGUUCGAUUCUUGUGAAAGACCACCUCUCUUAAGUAACCAAUAAGUCUUCGCAGUUUGGGUGGUAGCUUGAGGGAGACUCAACCUAAAUAGCCAGCUAUGCCUGUGAAGAGGGUAUUAUUUUUCUCUAGUGAAAAUUUGAGGUCCUAAACUUCUUACAUCUGAUCAGAUUCUCUAGCUGCUGCCUGCUCAAUUUUUGUUGAAUACCUUUGUUAGUAAUGAAUAUUCGAUUGACCAAAAAUAACAUCCGUUCACCACCAGCUUUGCACUCACAGGUUAGUUGCACUAAGUCCUUACAAAGUCCUCCUUGGAGAUUUUCCCUUGGAAUCAGCCACACUCAGAUUCUAAACAAGAAGUCUUGGAGACAAGUUGGCCUCUUUUACAUCAUGAUAGCCUACAUAGCCGGCGCUUGGGAGUAAUGGGCGCAAGAAAGAACGGGGCGCGCGAGGGAGACACGCGAGGGGAGAGGGAGCUCCCUCUCCCCUUGCGUGUCUCUCUCGCGAGGGAACCGUUCUUUCCUGCACCCAUUACUUCCAAGCAGCGCCGGCUACGCAGGCUAACAUUAUGAAAAUUUGUAAUUUUUAUCUGUUUUCAAUGUUACAUCAUUUAGAUGCAAGAAUGCGGACAGCCGCCAUCAGAACUGGUUGGAGAAAUGGUAAGAUGACAUUUUUUUUUUUUUUUGGCGAUAUGUUUUAGUUAGAGUUGAUGUUUUUAAUUUUGGCUUAGGGGAGGGGUAGGUUAAUUGAAGACGUUGGACACAGCUUGCAAAAAGCAUGUACAACAACAUUUAAGUCACAUUAUUAUCCCCAAAGCUAUUCUGGAUAGAUGCGCUUUGGAAGCAUGUGAGGCCAUUUCAAAAGCCUAUGUUUCCACCUGUCCACAUCAAAAACGACGCGUUUUCAACGAACUCCACUUUUGAAACCGUUUUGGAAAGUUUUCUUUUUUAUCAGUGUUUUCGGGCGUUUUAGUGUGGAUGAUAAACGAAAACGCAUCAAACCUUUGCAGCUUCAACCGAAAACGCAUUAGUGUGGAUGGCGCCUCAGACAACGAGUUGUCCCUCAGUUUCCUUGGCAAUAGUAGAACAAGCGAAUUACGCGUGCGCGUGUGAAGAACGCUACCCGCGAGGAAAGGUGACACGCGCGCGGAGGGAAGGAGGAAGGCGGGUGACGUUAAGUCCUUGGCCUUGUUUUCUCCAUCCUUACUUAUUAAUUGGAAGGAGAGGUAAAUGAAACACUUUGCUCUUCGAAAAGAGGAGUAGACGUAGACUCUGGUGGUGUUGUCUAUCUCUCAUCGGGAGAGGGGAGUGUCACAGGCUUGAUGCUUUUGCGGUGGCUGAAAGCUAGAAAUUGCGAAUGUGUUAAACAACAAAAGCAAUUGUUGAACACACAGAAAACGCACCCAAAAGGAGGGUCUACUGGUAAACUAUGUUGUGUUGUGUUCAAAAACUGACACAACAUUUUUCGAGGUUGUACUGUGUGCACUAUUGCACCCUGCGAGCCAGAGCUCAUCUUUUGUCUUCUUCUUGAGGAGAAAAUGAGACUCUGCGUAAGUUGCGUCAAGCCUAUGAAGUCAUAGUCUUCUUCGCAGCCGUUAUUAGGGGAAUAUAAGGAGCGUUGCGUGACAACCCUAGAAUAGCCUGCAAAGGAGACUAUUGAAGUCGAAGCAGACCAAACCUCUGGACUGUGAACAUCCGUUAAUUACUGACCCCGCUGUACCAAGCGCACGGCUUUUUUUAGGCCUGGGUUCGAAACUGUAUCCUAGUAACAUGCAACGCAUGCGCCAAAGAAAGGCUCCGCUGGCUGGGUACACUUUUGUUAUUCCUUUCCUCUUUGAGUCUCAAUGUUUUAUUCACUCCUUCCCCAGCCCCCAGGUUUUCUUGGUCCUCUUCCUGAGAUGCCGGAACCGCCAGAAAUGUCAGAUGUACCUGAUGAACUUAAAAAUGAGUGCAAAGUGACGUAGCACUGAGUGUCGUAUUCUCAGAAUGUGACACAAAUUCGAUACAACCCGCGAGGGUCAAUAACUACUGCACGCAGUCUUGAAGCAAUCCAAUCUGGUGAAAAUAAAUGGUGGGCCGUCGCUCUAAUAGGAAGAUUUGACCGGUGCCACUGAUGGAUAUGAACAAUUAUCAACUAUGUAUAAUAUACAAAAAAAUGAUGACUUUAAGGGAUGUAGUGUUUGAGCUACAAUAAUACCGUAUUUAUUCGAUUAACCGCCCUGGGCGCUUAUUAAAUUUUUGGACCUUGAGAGUGGGCGCUUAUUCGAGGCUGGGCGCUCAUUAAAUUUUCACCACUUUCAGCAAGUGAAGUAUGUUUAUUUUGCAACAAAACAAUAAAUGCUAAUAACAAAAUGCGAAGAAGUAACAAUGCAAGGUUUCUGUAAAAUACUCUGAAGAAAACUCCGUCCUUGGGGAAGUCUCUUAUUAGAAUUUAUUCACUCAAGUGGGUGGAGUGGG